UAUUCAACAAGCAAAGAAGACUUCCUGGUGUUUAACAUCGCCAUUAAACACACUGGAGAGUGAUGUUUUUAAUUAUUAGGACUGUUUAUACUUCAGAUAGGGCUGGACGAUUAAUAGCAGACAAUAAUUUGUGCAUUUUGUCAGUAAAGCUGGUUCUAAUAAACAUCCAGCACAUGCGUUCAGAUGCAGUAGCUUUUACUACACACUACACUGAGUUAUUGUACACUGAUAAGCUAUGCAAAGCUCUGAUUAGAUUUAAUCUAUUGAUUAUGCAUGAGAAUGUAUGAUUUGCUCAAUCGAGUUUGUAAUUUUUCAUUACCAAUAAUGAAACAGGGCUGUUCAAUAUUUGAUUCUGAUUGGCUAAUGAACAUUUUGAGGUCUGCAAUUAAUUUCUAUGGAAGCAAACAGCUAAAGAAGUUCCAGGCAGGCACUAUGCUGAAUGAUUUCAAUUGUUUCAUAGACCACAAAUGGCAGAAAUCUCAUCACAGUAAAACUAUAGGCUUUAGGUGUGGUAACCGUAGUACAAGUGGGAUAAAUGACUCUGAUCUAUUGAAGUUGCAGUACUUUUCUAACAAUUCAAUGCCUGUCAACAAUUAUGCCUUAGUUAAAUUGGUGGAAUGUUUUCUGAUCAUGUCUGUUUGUCUUUACCCAGGUAAAAAGCCCUUUUGUGCCACUUCACGACGCAACACAGGAAGAACUCAUUUAUAAUAACUGAGACUUUCGAAAAGUGAAACACUCUUCGGCCCCAGACGCUGGGGUUGUGCCGAUAGACGAUGCCAUCUUCCAUCGCAGAUGGCAGACAAACUUCACGGUGCUGAGCUGGCAUCGGGAUCCAUCGCCUCGCCCCAUAUUUAUAUUGAUAUGUAACUUAUUAUGUAACUUAUUAUUUGCAUAUCUAUCCCUAUGAGGAAAAGAUUUUUCAGAUUUCAGAAAAUAAUACCCUCUCUGAAUGUAGCUAUUAAAGAGACAGGAUCCUUAAAUUAUUUGUUUCAGACACUCUGAGAAAAGAUUCAGAAUCUGUUGCAAAUGGGUGUAAAUCAUUUGACUUGCAAAACAAAAUGAAGGCACUUUAAUAUAACAUUGUGUUUAAAAAAGCGCACAGACUGACAAAACGUAAGUGUAGGUGAAGUAGCUUUGGAUUAAAGUCUCUGCCUGUGUAUAAUAAAUAUAAAUGUGUAUAUAUAUAUUUUAUCCUAGACUCACAUGGCCUUGCAUGCAUAUUUGAGGCCUCAUAAAUGCACCAGCUGCAGUUUUGCCUCUAAAAACAUGAAAGACCUGCGACACCACAUGAUGACACACACCAACGAGAAGUCUUACUCCUGCCAGGUGUGCGCCUAAAGGUGAGCAACUGAGAAAGAAUCAUUCAAAUAAAUUAGCAAAUCUUAGAAUUUGUACUGUUUACAUUAUUAAUACAGACACAAUCAUAAAUGUUUCCCCAAAUUAAACAAAGAAACACAUUGCCCCUCAUAUUGAAACUCUCAUAAAUUAUUUUUAGGUUCAACCGUAACGGCCAUCCACAUGGAGAGGCUUCACACUCAGGAGCCGUCUCCCCGUAAAGCUCGCUCCAUCCCCUCACAGCAGACCAUCAUCAUCAACAGCGAUGAAGAAGCUUUAGCCACACUGCAGAAUUUGCAGGCGGGUCAAACGGUCAUCAGCCCAGAGAGGUUACAGCAAGCGUUGGGUCAGGAACACAUCAUUGUGGCUCAGGAUCAAAGUCUUUCUGACCAGGAGGAGGCAACAUAUAUUCAGCAGAUCUCAACAGUAGAUGGACAGACCGUACAGCACUUAAUGACCGGAGACAACCAGGUCACUGAGGUCCAGUAUAUCAUCUCUCAGGAUGGAGUUCAGCAUUUGCUCCCAAGAGAGUAUGUGCUGGUAUCAUGGGAAACACAUUCAGAUGGGGGACUGGCAAAUCACUCACAUUCAGUAUGAACAUGAUGGGAUGUUUCUACAGGAACAACAGCAAAGGUGUCAACUGGCUACUCCAGCAUGAACCAGUCGUGGUAAGGCAUCUGUCCUAGAAGAAUUCUGUGCUCUGGAAUCUGCUGCAGACAAGCCCACAUCAGAUC
Messenger RNA from Danio rerio (zebrafish), 2069 nucleotides. Lineage: Eukaryota; Metazoa; Chordata; Actinopteri; Cypriniformes; Danionidae. The record is from RefSeq and is a predicted model, not a curated record.